This is a messenger RNA of Malania oleifera, 948 nucleotides long. RefSeq lists its product as uncharacterized. The transcript is spliced from 5 exons. Lineage: Eukaryota; Viridiplantae; Streptophyta; Magnoliopsida; Santalales; Ximeniaceae. Gene Ontology annotation, cellular component: nucleus. Bases 328 to 717 code for a protein of 129 amino acids. Gene Ontology annotation, molecular function: RNA binding. The record is from RefSeq and is a predicted model, not a curated record.
GGGGGCCCACAGCAGGGCCAUCCCUAGUUUGGGCCGUCCGGCCUAGGCUGGGCCGGCGCUGGCUCCUGAUCUGGCGGGGUGGGGUCCAGCCCGGCCCGUUUGCACCGCCAAACCCUAGCCAACGAACGGGAUAAAACGAACGCCCAACAGCCCUAUUUAAAGUACGCCUUCCAAUUGUUGCCGCCUUUAGGUCUCUCUGCUUCACGUCUGCUGGUGCUUUGGAGAGAGGAGUACGGAGGUUGAGAGAGAGAGAGAGAGAGAGAGAGAGAGAGAGAGAGCGAGAUUGACGUUUAGGGUUUUGGGUUGCGACAGUUUUGCUUGACUGAAAUGGAAGACAUUACUGAGGGAGUGAAUAACUUGAACAUUAUGGAUUCUCAGAAGAAGAACCGUAUUCAGGUCUCUAAUACCAAGAAACCCCUCUUCUUCUAUGUUAAUCUUGCCAAGAGGUACAUGCAGCAGCACACUGAGGUGGAGCUGUCAGCUCUCGGAAUGGCUAUUGCCACAGUUGUCACCAUUGCAGAAAUUCUGAAAAACAAUGGGCUGGCUAUUGAGAAGAAAAUCAUUACAUCUACUGUUGACAUGAGGGAUGAAGCUAGAGGAAGACCUGUCCAAAAAGCCAAGAUUGAGAUCUUACUUGGGAAGACGGCAAAUUUUGACGAGUUGAUGGCCUCUGCGGCAGAGGGGAGAGAGAAUGGAGAUGUUGAGGAGCAGAGCUGAAGGGAGAAAUGUGCUUGGUUUGAGUUUGUUAGCUUUAACAGACAUGCUGCAACUGGUUAUUGAUUUGUCAUCAGAGAGCUUUCGUUGUUGUGAUGGGUGUCAAAGUCCUGACCUCGUAGUGACUAAUAUGAGCCCAGAAGCUUAUAGAUUCCCACCACCACCCCCCAGUUUUUGUUGCUAAUGUAGAAACAUUGUCAUUCCUAGAUUGAAUAUAAUAUUCUUUUUCUUUCA